UUUUUGUUUCUUUUUUAUGUAAGUAUUCUUCUUAUUAAUAUUGUGGAGAAUAAAAACUAAUUUCAACAACCAAAACAUUACCAGAUGAAUUCUUUUGAAGGUAUCGCUGGGAACGGACGAGUGCACUCAAACUCUCAGUAGCUUCGAUACGGAGACACACGUGGGAUAACAGGAGACCAAAUGGCCAAUGUAGUCGUGAACACAACCUCUCCCAUGUCCGGACGCCGUCUGAGCCGGGACGUAAACAGACUGUUGGCUGCUGGGUUUCAAACCAUCGUUAACGACGACUUGACUAAUUUGGAGGUGCGCCUCGAGGGACCAAUGGGCACUGCUUACGAGGGUGGCAUUUGGACGGUUAGCGUGACAAUGCCCCAAGAAUAUCCAUUGAAGGCGCCACGCAUUAGAUUCGUUACAAGGAUACUGCAUCCGAAUAUCGAUUUCAACACCGGUCUCGUUUGCAUGAACGUCUUCAAGCAGGCCUGGUCGGCCACCUAUGAUCUGGUAAAUGUAUUCGAAACAUUUUUGCCGCAGCUGCUGCGCCAUCCGAAUCCGCACGAUCCGCUCAAUCAUCGUGCGGCGUCCAUUAUGCGGCAGUCCGAGCAGGAGUUCCGUGAUAAAGUGUCAAUGUACCUGAGAAUGUACGCUUUACCUAUUGUCCCGUCAGAUCACGCUAAGGUCGACAAGAAUCUUGAGAAACGCUCCUCAGAUCUCAGCUUGUCCGAACUGCUGUCCGAUGAUGAUGACGAUUAACUGUUGGCUGGUCUUUUGUUUUUUAGUAGAGUGCAUUUUUCUUGAGCUACCAAAAGUUAUUUUUGUUUACUUUAGAUCACAAUUAAUAUUGAAAAUAUAGUUA
Molecule: messenger RNA, 853 nt
Organism: Drosophila grimshawi
Lineage: Eukaryota; Metazoa; Arthropoda; Insecta; Diptera; Drosophilidae
Product: ubiquitin-conjugating enzyme E2 H
Exons: 1
Coding region: 181-750 (189 amino acids)
Biological process (GO): ubiquitin-dependent protein catabolic process; protein polyubiquitination
Cellular component (GO): nucleus
Molecular function (GO): ubiquitin conjugating enzyme activity
Source: RefSeq, a predicted model, not a curated record